Messenger RNA from Loxodonta africana (African savanna elephant), 984 nucleotides. Its product is annotated as olfactory receptor 8U9-like. Lineage: Eukaryota; Metazoa; Chordata; Mammalia; Proboscidea; Elephantidae. The record is from RefSeq and is a predicted model, not a curated record. Gene Ontology annotation, biological process: sensory perception of smell; G protein-coupled receptor signaling pathway. The transcript has a single exon. The coding region runs from base 22 to 984 and encodes 320 amino acids. Gene Ontology annotation, cellular component: membrane. Gene Ontology annotation, molecular function: G protein-coupled receptor activity; odorant binding; olfactory receptor activity.
UGUCCCUCCUGCAGUGACCCAAUGGGAGCAGGCAACGCCAGCAUGUUGAGUGAAUUCUUCCUCGUGGGCCUCACCAAUGAUCCUCAGCUUCAACCCAUCCUCUUUGCACUCUUCCUUUUCGUCUACGCAGUUACGGUGGUGGGAAACCUGGGCCUCCUUACCCUCAUUGUGGUCAGCCCCCGACUGCAUACACCUAUGUAUUUCUUCCUCAGCAACCUGUCUUUUCUCGACUUCUGUUAUUCCUCAGUCACAGUCCCAAAGAUGUUGAUGGGGUUCUUCUCUGGCUACCAAGCCAUCUCUUUCUCCGGUUGUGUGGCUCAAACAAGCUGCUUUUUGAUAUUUGCUGUCACUGAGUUCUUCCUCCUGGCUUCCAUGGCCUAUGACCGCUAUGUGGCCAUCUGCAACCCUCUGCUCUACCAUAUUAUCAUGUCCCCAAGGCUCUGCUUGCAGCUAGUGGCUGCCAGUUAUGCAGUGGGCCUAAUGAACAUGGUGCUCCUCACUAGCACAACCUUUCGUCUGACCUUCUGUCACUCCCAUGCCAUCACUCACUACUUCUGUGAUAUCCCCCCUCUUUUAAAACUCGCCUGCUCUGACACACAGAUCCUCCAGCUUCUCCUCUUUGCCUGUGGUGGCUUUAAUGUGUCUGUAUCCCUGACAAUUGUCCUGGUCUCUUACGUAUGUGUAUUCUUUGCUAUCAUCAGAAUCCCCUCAGCCCAGGGAAAACACAAGACGUUCUCCACUUGUGCUUCCCACCUGACUGCUGUCAGCCUGUACUAUGGAACCACAGUGUUCAUGUACCUACGCCCAUCCUCUGAGUACUUACUGGGUAGGGACAGGCUGGUCUCUGUAUUCUACACAGUGGUGAUCCCCAUGCUCAACCCCAUGAUCUACAGUCUAAGGAACAAAGAUGUAAAGGAAACAUUUUGGAGUGUUCUUGAGAAGGCAUCGCGAUUCCUCUCUCUCCCCAUGCCCAGAGUUUUGUAA